GUUUAGGUUAAACGUCAGACUACAGUAUACACAUUUUUUUCUGUCGUCAAAUAGUCCAACUCUUUUAAAAUUUUUAGAAUGCCUUUAUUUGCCCAAAAUCCAUUUGACCAAGAUGUUGGGACCCUGCAGAAAAGAUGACGCUAGUUUUCCAGUGAUCUGAUUGGUCAGUGGUUGGGCUGUUGACAGGUUUUGAUCUGAUCCUCUGAAGUUAACCUGCUUCGGAGCAGACAAGGCAACCAAUGAAAACAACACAACAGAUGACUGGGGGCUCAUUAUGGACAUCUGCGAUAAGAUUGGGACAACAUCCAAUGGACCAAAGGACAGCUUGAGAUCCAUUAUGAAGAGAGUCAACCACAAAGUACCUCAUGUUGCCAUGCAAGCUCUUAAUUUGCUUGGUGCUUGUGUGUCAAACUGUGGCAAAAUAUUCCACUUGGAAAUCUGUUCAAGGGAGUUUGCCAGUGAAGUACGGAGUGUGCUGAGCAGGGCCCACCCUAAGGUGUGUGAAAAGCUAAAGGCUCUGAUGGUGGAGUGGGCAGAAGACUUCCAGAAGGAUCCACAACUUAGUCUAAUUGGUGCUACCAUCAAGUCUUUGAAAGAGGACGGCAUCACCUUCCCCACAUCCUCACAGGGGUCUACCACAAAGGUCAGCACACCAGCUGCGAGCAAAGCAUUGGAUGAUGACGACCUAGCCAAAGCCAUUGAGCUGUCCUUGCAGGAGCAGAAGCAGCAGGCAGAGACACGGCCCUUGACCAUGACCUCUGAUCCCCCAAGCUACACCAAUGGUGGAGGGGGGCAGGAGGUCCGUAAAGUGCGUGCACUGUAUGACUUUGAGGCUGCUGAAGAUAAUGAGUUGACCUUCAAAACUGGAGAACUAAUUCUGGUUUUGGAUGACAGCGAUCCAAAUUGGUGGAAAGGAGAGAACCACAGAGGAGUGGGUCUUUUCCCCUCCAACUUUGUCACAACCAAUCUCAAUGCUGAACCGGAGCCGGCGGCUUAUGUUGAAAAGACAGCCAGUCCUGAAGAGACAUGCCUGGAAACCAAAGUUGAGCCUGAGCCCGUCUUCAUAGAUGAGGGGAAGAUGGACAAAACGCUGGCACUGCUGCAGAAUGCAGAUCCUGCAGAUCCAGCUCCUGACUCCCCAGAGCUGAUCCAGCUGGAGGGUGCAUGUGAACAGAUGAACCCGAUGAUUGAUGAGAAGCUGGAGGAGAUUGACAGGAAACACUCAGAGCUGUCAGAGUUGAAUGUGAAAGUUUUGGAGGCCCUGGAGCUUUACAACAAGCUCAUGAACGAGGCUCCAUUCUACUCAUCCUACUCCAAGAUGCAACCACAGUAUGCACCAUCCAGCUCAGCUGUGGCCAUGCAGGGCUACCUCGGACCGGCUGGUGGUCCCUACCUGCCUCCAGCGAUGCCCCAAGUUCCCGCCAUACAGCCUUAUGGUCUGCCCAGCGACCAGCCCGGACCACUGCAUUCACUGCCUCCCAAUGUUUCAGCCCCACCCAACAGCCAAGCUGCUCAGCCCCCUUACAUGAGCGGUGGUAUGAACACUCAGUACAUGAACCAAGCUGCUGGAGCUUCAUACCCACCCCAGGCAGGUGUGGCCAUGGACAUGUCAACUUAUCACAACUCUAGCAUGCCUCCUGUGUCCUAUCCUAUGGCUGCUCCCCCUCACCAGGCUCCUCAACAGCAGCAGGCAGCAUAUUAUCAACAGCCUCUGCUGUAAAACUCCAAAUGACAGCAGACCUGAGACGAAUACACACGUCAGAUAUUUAAUUUGCCAGCUGUGUGUUCAUUUAGCUCACCUGUGUGUGUGUGUGAGAGAGAGAGAGAGAGAUAACUGCUUUAGGAUCAUUCCUUAGCACAUUUUUGUGCCUGUCAAGCUGGACUGAACACGCAGCAGGAAAGUUGAAAUAACUGAGGUGUGUACAUAACUCAGGUCUGCUGUACAGUUGAGUCAGGACUCGGCUACUGUAUGUGAGGCUAAACAUCGCACCAGGAGUUUUCUCCUGUCCUCUUCUUCUUCUUCUGGACCGACUGAAAGCAGCGCUGGUUUUCACAAUCAUCACAGGUCAAUAUAGAAGAAGAGUCGGGUUUGCUCAUCAGUAACAGUCAGAGAGCCAUUUUUGUCAAAUUUAUGGAAAUUAGCAUUUCACAAUCUAUAGUUCAACACAGUGCUACUCCCACACAAUACUAUUUCUGAGUUGGCUCUCUUCAAGGGUCAGACCAUGUCCACACUAAUGAGGAUAAAUGUGAAAAAAUGCUACUUAUUCUUUCUGACCGUUUAUUCACACUACUUUGUUUAUACUGGCUUUGUAGCAAAAGCAGCAUGUUAGCAGCAGCUGCAGUCCUCUGUCAUCGUUUUCAGCAUUUUCAACCAGAGUACUGCUGUACACCAGAAGUGUUUUGGCACACAGCCUAAUACAAGAUCAAGAGUGUUUUUAUAUGCACAAGGCUUGAAAAACACAUGGCUGAAACAGAUCCAGUAUAGAUGGCCUGCAAGCCGACAAAAACUUGUUUUCCAAAGUCAGAAAAAUUGGAAGCACUAGAAGGUGUUCCACAAUGACAUAAUUGACAGUGAAGUGGCAUUUUCAGAUUUAUCUGCAUUGAUGUGAACAUGGCCUAAAUGUUAUUUUAGUUUUUAACUACCAUCUUGUUUUUAAAUGCUUAGAUGAAUUCAUCUGAAGGCAGGUACAUAUUUAUUCUGACCAUCUCUUUGUUCUACAGUGCUGCUUCUAUUGAUUGAAACACUCUGUGCUGAUGAGAGUGCUCAUGUGUCUGCAAAGACAGCACUUACUAUAUCCGUGGGACAGGUAGCAGGUGCUCAGAAUGCACAGUUAUUUAAAAGUCAGGAGCUUCACUGUUCUUUCUUCCUCACCAGCACUCAUGACUGUAGCUGAUCUGUUAUGUUAACAGUUAUAUUUGUGUAAAUGGUUCAGACAUUGCUUUCCCCAUAAAUUUACUGCCUUGUAAUGCAUUCUGUGGUUGCAUUUGAGAUAUUUAAGAUGACAUUUUGUGUGUGUAUAUGUGUCUACAUGUGAGUUUUUUGCGUGUUUGUAUGUGUCUAAGGGCUUCUGCUCAUAAAAUGACACAGAUUUUUGCAAAGAUUGUUAGAUUUUAGGGUGAUCAGAGAUAUAUUUAGGUGAAUCUCUUUGUGUGUUUAUUGAUCUGAUAAAAUAAUGCAUCUGUUCAUUUUUAUUAUGUCAGUACCUUCCUGCCUCUUAUCUUCAUCUGUGGGGUCUUUCAUUUAGCAGAACCUGUUAGGAGUCUGUGUUUCAUGCAAAUGAGCAGCAGUACUGAGAUUUUUCAUGUCUAUGUACUUAAGUUUCAAUGACAUUGCCUCUACUUUGAUUUAUAUAUACUGAGACAUCAUACAUGUGUAUUUACAUGGUUGCAGAAUGUGCAAUGAUUGUUCCUACUUUCCGUCUGCUUUUACUUAAUUUCCAGGCAAAAUGUAAAUGGAACAAAAAUUUCAAAAGACUCAGAAAUCAUUUGUUGUGCUUAAUAUGAAGAAAAAGAAGUGAGACAUGAUUUUAACCUACCAUUGGUAUUACUCCAAAUUUGAGUUAAAAUUAAGGAGCAGCUUUUGCACAAUCUACAGUCGUGUUGCAGUAGCUCCUUAGUUAUAAUUUUAGCCAGAACUGUCGAUAUUUCCUUCAUGAGCCUCAUACUAAAGGCACUGUAUAUUAGAUGUAAGAUACCUGGUUUUGUCAGUGACAUUGACAUUGCACCUUAGCUUUGUAAAACAUUUAUUUACCACUGGAUGCCUUGUUUUUUCUAUAGAAAUCAAAGAACAACACAGAUACUUACUUUGACGAGUACAUUCAGUCUCAGAUAAGGAUAUGUAUAAUUCUGUAUAUUUAAAAUAUUCAAGAAAAAGUUCCUUUAUCCAGGAUUUUCAAACUGCUUUUGUAACAGAGCAAACAUAUAAAUAUUCUUUGAAAUAAAAAAAAUUGACCUGU
Molecule: messenger RNA, 3956 nt
Organism: Lates calcarifer (barramundi perch)
Lineage: Eukaryota; Metazoa; Chordata; Actinopteri; Centropomidae
Gene: stam2
Product: signal transducing adaptor molecule (SH3 domain and ITAM motif) 2
Exons: 15
Coding region: 275-1720 (481 amino acids)
Biological process (GO): signal transduction
Cellular component (GO): endocytic vesicle
Molecular function (GO): ubiquitin binding; phosphatidylinositol binding
Source: RefSeq, a predicted model, not a curated record